CACUAUAAUAGCAAAAACAUUUAAUAAAAAAGACAAAAACAUCUAUUUUGAUGAUGAUUUACCAAAUUAUGAAUAUCUUGAUCCUGAUAAUGAUUAUGCUCUUCUUGAUGAAGAAAGUAUUACUGAUUCUGCUAAUGAAAAAUUUGAACCUGGCACACCAAAUACUAACACAACUACUACAAGUGAAAAUAUUGAUGACAAUAUAAUUGCUAAUGAGAAUGCUGAUGAAAAUAUUGUAAUUCCUGAUAAUUAUCUUAUACAAGAUUAUAUACAAACAAUGUCAAAUAUAGAAACAGAAAACUUUACAGAUAUUGAUUGGUUGUCAAGCGAAUUAGAUGAUUCAGAAUCUUUGUUAAGUAAUAUAUCAACAACUGACAAUGAUGCUAUAGAUUAUCAAAUUGAUGAUACUACUGCUGGUGCUAAUUAUAGUAACAAACAAUGUAUAAUUACUGAAAUAAUUGAUGCUCGACCAUUAAAGCAAAUGAUGGGUAUUUGGGAGUUAGAUUUUAAUACAGUUGAUGAAGUUUUAAAACAAAGUAAUCAUACUUCUACCUUACAAUUUUUAGGUGAUGGAUUACAUAUAAGAGGAUCAAAAAGUAGUACUUCAAUUGGAAAAAGUAUGAUUCAUAAAAGAAGAUGUUUGUUUUGUUAUAAUAGGUGCUAUUAUUUUAGUAGAGGCGAUAGAUGUUCAUUUCAUUUAUGGUCAAUUAUGGAUCGUAAUAUACAUUAUCCAUGCUGUGGUGUAAAAGUAUGUCCAGUUUUUGAAAAAAAACAAUUUAUUCAAUUAUCAACUAGAAGAGGAGCUGCAUUAUUUAAUUGUAAUAAUGAACAUAUUAAUGAUAAAGCAAAAUCGUUAGAACUUUUAGGUCAGUGGAUAUUUAGAAUAGCAAAUUUAUCAGAUGAAAUUAUGCAAAGUAUACUAAUUGAAGAAUUGUGGCAAGUAAUACAUAAUAGCUAUUUACGAAAAAAAAAAUAUUCCAAAGAUUCUAAAGAAUAUAAUAAGACUGAUGAAACUUUAGAUAAUAAAGUUAACAGAACUUCUGAUACUAAAGAAUAUGAUAAAGAUGAUAAAACUCUAAAACCACCUAAUCCUAAAAAGUUUGGUGAAGCAUUGGCACAUAUACUUUGGAAUUCACGUUCAUUUGUUAGAGAAAACAAAAGUGAUUUAGAAAAUCCUAAUACAUUAAACUCAUAUAGAAAUGCAUUUCCACCUGUUAUAAAAGAUUCUCUUUGCCAAAAGCCAAAUAUGCAAUCAUCACUUUAUGCUAUUUUGUGUAUGGCAAAUGUAGUUGCUCAUUCAGCACAAUAUGAAAGAAAAAUUGAAAAAGAUAGACGAAUUUGCUAUGAUCCUAAAGAACAAACAGCCCAUGUAACUUUACGAAUAAACUUUCAAUAUAUAUUUCUUAAGCCACUUACUGAAAUUAUUGCUUGUGCAUCAUUAUUUGUAGAAGAACAAUUAGCAAAAUUCAAUCAAAUUAUUGAGUCAUUUGUUAAUUAUAAUUAUGAAAAUUUUGAAACUAAAGAUAUUUUAACAGAAAUCCGAAAUAAUAUUAAUAGUAGGUGUAUUUUAUCACCGCCAGAAGUUGUAAUUCUAAAGCCAGAGGAUAAUUCAAAUUGUGACAAAAACGUACAUGAAGCAGUAUUAAUAUACUAUGAUGAUGUAGAAGUUGGACCGCUAGGUUUAACAAUUUGUGCAGAUGAAGCUAUUUUUAGACCAACUAGAUGUCCAAAUUAUUCACAAUCAGUUACAUUUUAUAUACAUUAUAUAUUAAAAAAUCCUUCUUUACAUUCUAUAUUAAACUAUAUUGGCUCUGUUAAUCUUACACGACCAGGCCAUUAUUUUGCACAUGAUGAAGGAAUAGAACGUUUGGGUGUUAAAUAUGUAAAAGAAAAUAUUGGACAAUAUCUGGAAAAUGAAUAUUUAAAAGCACAAAUAUCUUUUAUGCAAUGUGAAAAGGAUAGACUAUAUCAUGCAAUUAGUGAAUAUAUAGGAGAUAAUUUUAUUUAUCCUACUGAUCGUAAUAUAAAAUCUAGGAAUGAAUUUUUAUGGAUGCUAAUUAAUCUUCUUGAAGAAUUAUUUGAAUCUUCAAACCCAACCCAGCAUGAUUUGCUUAAAAAUACAACUCAAAAUACUAGUGAAGGAUUUAAAAAUUUGUUUAAUUGUUAUGAGAUAGGAAAAAAUCACAUGCAUUCAAUAUAUAAACAGGAUAUAACAAAGACAGAGAAACGUACAACAAAAGGACGUCAAGCUAGUAAUGUUGUUAUAGAACAUUCUAGCAACUAUAAAAAACAAGAAUCAGAACGUCUUACAAAAAGAGCAAAAACAAAUACAACCACUUUACCUAAUAUAAAUGCAACUACUUCAUCGAAUAUAAUUAAUUCAUCAUCACUUCAACCAAAUGAAGAGGAAUGCUAUUUACAAUAA
Molecule: messenger RNA, 2425 nt
Organism: Cetraspora pellucida
Lineage: Eukaryota; Fungi; Glomeromycota; Glomeromycetes; Diversisporales; Gigasporaceae
Source: the annotation of a GenBank genome assembly